This is a messenger RNA of Callorhinchus milii (elephant shark), 3158 nucleotides long. Its product is annotated as serine/threonine-protein kinase Nek5. The transcript has 22 exons. The record is from RefSeq and is a predicted model, not a curated record. Lineage: Eukaryota; Metazoa; Chordata; Chondrichthyes; Chimaeriformes; Callorhinchidae. Gene Ontology annotation, biological process: protein phosphorylation. Gene Ontology annotation, molecular function: ATP binding; protein kinase activity. Bases 169 to 2565 code for a protein of 798 amino acids.
GAAGGGAACCGGGCAUGUUUGUGGUUUGUGUUUGUGUCGCCCUGGUAACGUUGUGGGGAAGGGAAGGGGAGGGUGGAGAGGCUGGUCAGCUGGGCAUACAGAGCUCAGCACCCAAUAACACAGGGCAGUCAGGCACUGAGGCUGCAAAUACUGGUUUCAGCAGUCUCAAUGGAUGAAUAUGAAAUAAUUCGACUAAUUGGCGAAGGAGCAUUUGGAAAAGCGUUCCUGGUUAAAGCUAAAGCUGGCAACAUGCAGUGUGUUAUAAAAGAAAUCAAAACUGCAAAGAUGCGUCAGAAAGAAAGAGAGGCGUCCCUUAAAGAAGUCAUGUUUCUGAAAAAAAUGAUGCAUCCCAAUAUUGUCACUUUUUUGGAUUCAUUUGAAGAGAAGCAAAAUCUGUACAUAGCAAUGGAGUACUGUGAUGGGGGCGACUUAAUGCACAAGAUCAGUGGGCAACGCGGGGUAGCUAUUGCAGAAGAACAGGUGCUCGACUGGUUUGUGCAGAUCUGCUUGGGGCUGAAACACAUUCAUGACCGUAAAAUCCUGCAUAGAGACAUCAAAACACAGAAUAUUUUUCUCUGUAAUAACGGGGUGACUGUAAAACUCGGAGACUUUGGAAUAGCUCGAAUGCUAAACAAUACCAUGGAAUUAGCACAUACAUGUAUUGGAACACCUUACUACCUAUCUCCUGAGAUUUGUGAGAAUCGACCAUACAAUAACAAGACUGAUAUUUGGUCCCUUGGUUGUGUCCUGUAUGAGCUGUCCACUCUGAAUCAUCCAUUUGAGGGUAAAAGUCUGCGUCAUUUGGUGGUGAAGAUUUGCCGAGGUCACUUUGCUCCGAUAAACCCCAGAUACUCCUAUGAUCUGCGGAUGUUGGUGGCUCAGCUGUUCAAAGUUAACUCUCGCGACCGGCCGUCCAUCAAUUCCAUUUUAAAAAAGAACUUCUUAGAAAAACGUAUCGGAAGACAUCUGAGCCCCGAGUUAAUAAAAGAAGAAUUUAGCCACACAGUCAUUCACAGAAAGAAACCAGCAGCACCCAGAUCUACUGCAGUGGUCCCACAGCAAGCUCCAAAGAUUCAGAGAGCUAAAUGUGAGGAGAAGCACGUCUUGGGGCAACUCAUGAAGAAAAAACAACCAGCUCGUUGUGAAUGGAAACCUCCAGCGGUGAUCAACAGGCCAAAUAUCAAGCCAUUUCACCAUCUACCGGUAGCAAAACUGCCGCCUCCACAGAUCCGCGGGCAGUAUGGUAAAUACCAUGCUUAUCUGGAGUACUUGGAGAAGAGACAAGAUGACCAUAGGUCUCCACCGGGACCUCAUCACAACUAUGUAAUGGAAGGUUACAGGCAUAAAAUGAAUCGUGAUCCAUCCCAAUGGCCAGUUGGAGUGCACGAAGAAUACCUUCAGAGAAAGCUGGAAGCACAGCAGUACAAAAUCAAGGCGGAAAAACAAUUGGGAAUACGCCCAGGUUCAUCAGACCCUCAUCAAGAUCGAUUGCAGAGACAGCAUCUGCAGGCUCCACAGUGUACUGAGCAACAAGCUAAGAAAAAAGGAACGAAAGAUGAGGAAUAUCGCCAGCAGUUAAAGAAAAUAAGGCAACAGUAUCAGUGCGAGGUAAAAGAAAUUAAAAUCAAAAUGGAAGCAAAAGAGAAUCCAGCUGAGACGUAUCUUGUUGAUCGAGAGGAACCUGCAGAUGAAUUGUUUGAACCACAGGAGCCAUGCAGAAAUAAAAGUCCUAUUCAGGUUGUUGAAGAUGAUCUCAAACAAGUGAGACUUCACCACCAGGUGGAAAUGAAGGCACUUGAGAACAAGUACAAAGUAAAGGGUGGGAUAAUGUUUGAGAUAAAGUUGGAUGGAGAGUUGCCUCAGAAAGAUUCUGAACAAGAGGAAAAGCAUUCUAACCAGCAGGAGGAGGAAAUGGACAUUUUAAAUGAAACGCUGACGUAUGAACAAGGAGACCACCUUAAAGAGAGGAAGUGGCAAUGUAUUGGAGCAGAAAAUAUACUCAAAGGCCUUGCAAACAAAACUCUGGAAGAAACAUCUUCGCAGAUGGAAGCCACCUCUGAAACUGACCAGGUCGAAGUGAUGGUAGGAAGUACUCCAAAAAACAGGAAGCAAUGGGAAUCAGGAUCGCCGGAUACCUUGCUGAAUGCCCUUGCAGCUGCCGAACUAUCACUUUGCCCAGCUAUGUCGACAGAUAACAUUGAUAACAGAUUGAAGUCUUUGAAGUCAAAGGAAGAGCACAAUGAUCCAGAGUCAGAUUCUGCCUCUGAUGUGGAAGAAGAUCAGGAACGGCUGGAGCCCAGAUCCGAUGAUGAUGACACAAAUUUUGAAGAAUCAGAGGAUGAACUGGUAGAGGAACUAGUGGAAUCGUUGGAACAGCUAAUUGCUUCUCCAGACGACAAGGCAGAAGGUAGUGAUAGGGAGGAAAUUCACAGAAUUGCAUCCGUCGAAGAAAGGGGAAGGGAAGAAGGUCAGGAGGAAUCUACUGCCACAGGUACUGAAGGAAAGCCUCACGAAUGCUGUGCUGAAAAACCCGAUUCCAAAUUAAGACUGUGUAGAAAUCAAUGACACAGUGGAAGGCCAUUAGGACCAUUUUCUGUUUGACUACUUGUAAAUUCCAAGGCAACCACCGAGACCGCUUUGCCAUUGCCAAUCAGUCAGUACACUGAAAUUAUUAUUACUCUUGCCCCUAAAAUAUACAGCAGUUUAAUAAAGAUUGGUCGCUGGUAGAAAUAUUUCACCUAUUAAUAUAUCAGAUAAUACAUUAAAGUUACAAUGCCUACCACUAAUUUGCUGGUGACAGGGUGGGGGAAAAAAUCAUUUGGAAAAGACCAAUUGUGACUUCAUUUGCCAUGCUUAUAAAAUUAAUUGAACAAUGUGGAUUGUGCCUGCAGACAGGAAAGAUUAGCAAGUUUCAAAUUUACAUCGCAAUCUAUAGAAAACGAAUCAAUUGAUAAGACACUCAGCAGUUUCACAUGCGUGCAAUAAUGUUGUUCAUUUUUGGUCCAAGACAGCUGCCUCAUGCCCUAAGGUUACAAUUACUGCCAUUUUUCUCAGUAUCAAGAAACAAGUGUUGACAAUUUUGGAGACACAAUACAAGUGAUUUUUGCAUUCUUUCAUAUUUUCUUAAGAAAAAGCUAAAAUACCUGACAAAAUAAUAA